Messenger RNA from Penicillium subrubescens, 671 nucleotides. RefSeq names its product DUF4149 domain-containing protein. The transcript has 3 exons. The coding region runs from base 153 to 671 and encodes 172 amino acids. Lineage: Eukaryota; Fungi; Ascomycota; Eurotiomycetes; Eurotiales; Aspergillaceae. The record is from RefSeq and is a predicted model, not a curated record.
CCUGUGUUUUCCGGCCAUUUGGUGUAACCUCACCUCCCUUUUCUGAGCAGUCUCCCUGAAAAAACAACUCUCUUAACUGCAAAAACUCACCAAAGGAGACCCUAAUAGCCUGAACUCUUUCAGUAUCCCCUCCUCACAAGAAGCCGCACAAUAUGGGCGGCAUUAUGCACGCGGUUGGGAGCCUACUUCCCUACCACCUUCUCUCCUAUGGCGCGCUACUCGGCACCGAGGUGUACCAGAGCUUUGUCAACACCAAGCUUUGCUUUCAGGCACUCCCGAUGCGCGAGUUCCUUGCGCUACAGAAGCGACUCUUCCCAGUGUACUUCAAGUGCCAGGUUGGCUUGGCUGUCCUGACAGCUGCAACACAUCCACCAUAUAGCCUUUUCUCGCUGGUCAAGGACCCAUGGGGUGCAUUGCCACUGGUGGUGGUUCUCAUCACCGGUUCCUUGAACUGGUUUGUGUAUGGUCCGCGAACCACGACUGCGUCUCUCGUUCGACGUGCCCUCGGUGAAAACGAGGACAAGCCGGCAGAGAACGAGGGGAAGCUUCACCAGGCGAAUCGAAAUUUCACCAUUAACCAUGCCAUGUCGAUUCAUCUAAACGCCAUUUCCUUGGUUGCCACGAUUUGGUAUGCAUUUUGGCUGUCGUCCAACCUUUUGCCUGAAGUUUGA